AUGGCUACCCAUACUGGUGCUCGCAGGGCGGGCCGCUCUCCCUUGAUUUUCUUCGCCAUGCUGUCGUAUUUGAUGAUGAUACCAGGCGUCUUGGCGAUGAACUUUGUCUCCCGUGCAGAGUGGAAGGCACGCGCGCCGAAGGAAGCCUAUAAGCCAAUGACAGAUGCCAAGGGUGUGAAAGUGCACUAUCUAGGGCCCCAAUUCAGUGGAAAACAGCAUUCAGAAUGUGAUGACUUCAUGAGAUCUGUGCAAAACCAGCACAUGGAUGAAUCCCCAGAAGAUUACUUUGACAUCGCCUACAAUCUUGCAGUGUGUGAACAUGGCUACGUGUUUGAUGGUCAAGGAAAAGGUCAUCGCAGCGGUGCCAAUGGAGAUGUCCAGUUGAACUCGGAUCAUUAUGCUGUUCUCGCCUUCCUGGGAAAGUCCGGUGUUACGGAGCCUACCAAAGAGCAGAUUAUUGGACUGCAAGAUUCGAUUGCGUAUUUGCGUCGGGCCGGUGCUGGUGACGAGAUUAAGGGUCACCGAGAUGGAUACAAUACCGAGUGUCCUGGUGGCCCGCUAUAUAAGCUGGUUACUGAUGGUAGCCUGGACCCUGGCAAACUUUGGGACGGCGGGUCUCAUACAGUUCAAAAAGGGGAGGAUCUGGAUACUAUUAGCGCCAAGUACAAUGUGCCGAAGCAGUAUAUCAUUACCGCGAACGAUCUUCAGUCGCCCUACCGUCUUACUGUCAAUCAGACGAUAGAGGUUCCUGCUCGUGGGGUGCCACUCACUGAGAGUGGGAAUUGA
Aspergillus oryzae RIB40 is the source of this 786-nucleotide messenger RNA. RefSeq lists its product as uncharacterized. The transcript has a single exon. Gene Ontology annotation, molecular function: N-acetylmuramoyl-L-alanine amidase activity; zinc ion binding. Gene Ontology annotation, biological process: peptidoglycan catabolic process. NCBI's taxonomy places the organism in Eukaryota, Fungi, Ascomycota, Eurotiomycetes, Eurotiales, Aspergillaceae. The coding region runs from base 1 to 786 and encodes 261 amino acids. The record is from RefSeq and is a predicted model, not a curated record.